AACGCCGUGACAAGUGGUUGUCUUGUGUACAUUACUACAUUAUAUAUUGAUUCAAACAUCAUUCAAGUCGAAGAAAGAAGCCAAUAUGGACAUAUUCAGUGUUUUCAGAGUAACGGUUUUGGGAACGUUGAUAUGCUUUUAUGGAGUCGAAUGCGGUAUUGCUGGAUGCUAUACUGAUUACCAACAGUGCUAUAGCACAUAUAGUCAGGUUCCACGACCUCAGUCAAUGACAGUAGACUGGACAGAAUUUUGCAAUGCAGCAGAUACGCUUGAUAACUGUUUAAAAAACGACGUCAAUUCCUGUGGACCAAAUGAUUCUGAACCACAAGCCUACACUAAUUACGCGGCCACUGCAGCAGAUAGUAAGAAAUCCUGUAAAGUUGCUAAGUGCACCAACAUGCAACUGAAGUGUUCAUCCGAGUAUGCAAACGCCACCUCUUUUAUAAGAUCAGAAUCAGGAAUAACUCAAGAAAAUUUAGCUAGCAUGUGCAAGGCACUACCUAAGGCAAGAACAUGUUACAGCAACUACCUUACGGAGUGUAAUGAACCAGAAUUGACGACGGGAAUGAAUGACAUACUGCAAAGUAUCGAUCAGCAACUAUCAAGCUGCCAAUCACAAGUAUCAGGUGAUUGUCUUGCCAAAUCUUUACAAUGUGUAAAUGUAACACAGGAAAUUAUGCCAUCAUUUCAAAGUUUAGAUUUUAACAACCCCAGUGCUAUGUUACAACAGAUGAGUACUCUGUGCCCUGUAUUUGGUCGACUCAAGGAAUGCUAUAAUGGUCUUGUUGCCGCAUGUCCAUCUUUUGUGAAUGAUUCUGCUGCUGCUUUAAACGGUUUUCAAAUAUUUGACCAGUUUUGUGGUACUGAUUUAGUUAACUGUGCAGUGAAAAUUCAAGAAUGUUCUGCACCCAUUGAAGCAUAUCCAAAUUGUACCGACACAAACAAUGCGGACAAAUUAUCACUUGCUGAAGGUGUGAAUUGUUGCAAACUUGCAGCAAAUACUACUAAAUGUUUACGAGAUGGCGGUUGUGGAAACAUUAUUAGCAGUGUUCCAUCUCUGCAGCGUUCCGAGGCUUUGUGUCGUGGUUACAACGAUUACUGCCCCGAAAUGUUUGAAUGUUUUGAAGCAACUUAUCCAAGUGGCUCUUUUAACGAUCCUUCAGCAGUGUGCAGAAAUGUUGGUGGCUUCUUAACCUGCAUUGAACAGAAAUGUGCCAAUAAACCAAAAAUGGGUCAACAAACAUUAGCCAAGAUAAGAGAAGUUUUCAACCAAAUAUGCGAAGUUAUUGCGAAAUACCCCACUGUCGCGUCAUGUCAAUCAUUUACAUCUUGUAUUGACAAAGCACCAUCUCUACCAGGAACAGUUAAUAGUAUACAAUCAUUCGUUUCUGCCCAGGAUUCAGAUAGAUGGUGUCAACUCGCCAAAUCUUAUGUAUCUUGUGGAGUUACAGCAGCCGAAGGCGAUUCGUGUAACCCAGGUGCAGGCUUUCCUUCUGAUGCUUCAACAGUUCAGACGUCUACUGAUCAAGCUUGUUCUGGAGUUCGUGGACCCUGUCUUCCAGUCUCUAAUUGCUUGGCUACCUUAAUGGGAAAUCAAACUAAUAUGAUGUUUAAGACUACUUGCCCAAAUAUACCAGGAUUCGUGACCUGUACCGACGAUGCUUUGAAGGGGUGUGGUGAUGGAAGUCGUGUUAAUGCUGCUUACAGUCUAUCUGAUGUAAAGGAUCUAUAUGUUGAAACCUGUGAUGCCGUAAGUGAAGGUUUGUACCAAUGUAGUUUGAUGAGUAAUUGUCUUGAUUUACAGUUACCAACAAAGACUGGCGACUUAAUUUACGAAUUAUCUGAUCAGACCUCAUGGUGUCGCGAGAUGGUUUUGGAAGCUGGUUCAAAUCCGAUAGAAACAAUCAAACACCCUGGGGAAUUCGACACAAUGUUGAAAACAGUUUUAUAUCUUAAAGAUUUCGAUUCAGUCUCAAGUUGGAUACCCGAUGUUGGUGAUGGAAGUGUUUUAAAAGAACCGAAGGAAGAAAGGUUGGCGGAUCCUGGAUCACGUGGUGAAGAUUCAGAUGGUGUGGAAGGGGAAGACGAGUCUGAAAGUGAAAAGAGAAGGGGUGUGCCCUCUCUACGAGAGCGUUUACCUAUGUCUGCUGGACUAGGAGUAGGUGAACUUCGGGCUCGUUUAGGGGUUUGGUUCGGCAGCGUGGUGGCUCUAGAUGGUGCAGUGUCGAGGAAUGGUUAUGUACGAGUACUUCAGUAUAAUAAUGUUGUUGAGAAUAAUAGGUGGGGUAAUUACGUAAAUUGGAAAUUAUAUCCUUUAUUCGGUCUGUUGGAACAUAGAAAAGUUUCCAUAGGGUUACCAUAUAAAAUUCAUCUACAAAGAGAAAUCAACGAUGAUAAGAUAUUCUUUGGAGAGAAUGGUUCAGAUGCAAAAUUAGAAAUAAAGAAUCUCCAACUUUUCAUACCCGUAAUAACACCAUCAAUUGAAGUAGAAACGAGAAUAUUCAACUCAUUAACUAAAGAUAUUGAAAUAGCUUUUCUUCAUCGUAAUACGGUAGGUAGCAUGACUUUAACGGGAGAAUCCACCACAUGGCCAAUCACUGACACUAUUAAACCAGCAAGAUAUUUAAUGGUUGGUUUCAAGAACUUAGCAGAUUCUCAAGCGAAUAACAAUAAUGUCUUGAGAGUGGCAAUGAACCAAACUCAAGAUCCUUUAAUCCAUAAAUUUCAAGUAAGAUUAAACAACGAUAAUUAUCCUAACCAACCUUUAACAAUUAAUCCAACCACAAAGGAGUAUAAUGAAUUGUAUAGAAACUAUAAAAACAUGUGUGAAUUAUUUGGAAAUCCACCUCAGUUUGAAUAUGUAGAUUUUGCACUUAAUCAUCCAAUCUUCUGUUUUGAUCUAUCAGCUCACCAAGAAGAUCUUUUCAAAACAGGAGUCAACAUAAAUAUUCAUAUUGAAAAACACAAGGAGAUAGACGAUAUAGAUUUAGAAAGAAUUGACGCGAACGCAAAAGAAGGUGGAUUUUUACCUUUCCUUCCACCUUUAAUAUUUGGUGGUAUUGCAGCGGCUACUGGAAUAACAAAAGCCGUCAACUCAAAUAAAGCAGCUGCAGUAAAAGAACGUAGACACAAUUUAGCAAUGGAAAAGGAAGCACGAGGUUCAGGAGUGGGAGAAAUGAUAGGCACAAUAAAAGAAUUUGGAAAAAGAUUUGGGGAAGAAACCAAGAAAACUGUUAAACAAGGAUUAAAUAAAUUAGUAGAUAGUAUUGACACAGGAGAAGUCAAAGUCAAACAUAAGGGUAAUGGAAUAUUUUUCAAAAAUAUACAUACUGGAGAAGGAAUAUUUCUUUCAAAGUAUAAGUUAUUUUUGGAACAAAUUAAAAUAAUAAAAAAUGGGCAAAAAAUUUAA
Lottia gigantea (owl limpet) is the source of this 3409-nucleotide messenger RNA. RefSeq lists its product as hypothetical. The record is from RefSeq and is a predicted model, not a curated record. The transcript has 20 exons. Lineage: Eukaryota; Metazoa; Mollusca; Gastropoda; Lottiidae. The coding region runs from base 86 to 3409 and encodes 1107 amino acids.